This is a messenger RNA of Toxotes jaculatrix (banded archerfish), 3132 nucleotides long. Its product is annotated as neuronal tyrosine-phosphorylated phosphoinositide-3-kinase adapter 1. The record is from RefSeq and is a predicted model, not a curated record. The coding region runs from base 1 to 3132 and encodes 1043 amino acids. Gene Ontology annotation, biological process: phosphatidylinositol 3-kinase/protein kinase B signal transduction; neuron projection morphogenesis. The transcript is spliced from 6 exons. Lineage: Eukaryota; Metazoa; Chordata; Actinopteri; Toxotidae.
AUGAGCUCUGGCUCAGCCCAGGAUGUGGCAGUCGAGCAUUUCCUGCGUGACAUAGAGAGGCGAAGCAAGCGGCUACACUGCGCUGUGAUAGGCUGCGAGGAGGAGCGACCCCGCAGCGACAUGAACCUGCUGUAUCGUAAGAGCCGUUUGGACUGGAGGCAGAGGGACCAAGAGGGAAGUAAAAAGAGCUCUAGCCAAAACGACCCCUCAGCUACUGUUGGCAAAGUCAGAGACUUGGCUUCUUUCCGGCGGCACUUCCGGAUGGGUUUCAUGACCAUGCCGGCCUCCCAGGACCUGUCUCCUCACUCCUGUGCCUCUGCUAUGGCGCCACGCUCGCAGUCCUGCCACGCUGUCGGUGCCGGGGAUACCAGUCUAGAGAACGGAGAUUACUCUGACACCCAGUCCCAACAUGGCGGCCGAUGCCCCCCAGCCAAACCCAAACGCCACCCAAGCACUCGCCUCAGCUCCUCGUCCGCUGAUAGCAGAGGACCUCCUGAGACGCCGCCACCACCUCCGCCCACUCACUCACAAGCCAAACACUCAGAGAAGAAAAAUGCUAUGAAGAAAUCUGACUCUGGGGAUAUUGGAGCUAAGAAGGUGCCUCCUUUAAAGCCUAAGAGAAGUCCCAGCACCCAGCUUUCCUUUGACCCUCUUCCUCCACGUGUGCCUCCUCCUGCCGCAUCCCUGCUUUUCCAGGCAGCAGACUCUCAGAUUCAGACAGGAGACGGGGAAGAUGAGCCAGUCUAUAUAGAGAUGGUGGGCCAAGUGUUCACCAGGGACAGCCAGACGGCCACCCCCCACCCUGUCACCCCUGUGGCCACCACACCGGACUCUGACUCAGACCAGAGUGAGGCCAUCUAUGAGGAGAUGAAAUACCCUCUGCAAGAGGACAGAGAGUCCCAGAGACACCUCCCUCCCAAACAUGAGAAACUGAAAACCUCUAAACACUUCCAAGUCACCCCUUCCUCCUCCAGCAGCUCUUCUUCUUUGCCGCGCCCCUCCUCUUCUUCUCCCUCCUACUCCAAACCUAAAGCUACGGUGUCGAUCUCUCAUUCGUCUCCUCUGCCCUCCUCCGCAUCCUCCACCCCUGUCCCCCAGGUCCUCUCCACCAGUCCACACACCCCACGUGCUCCUACUCCCUACCUGCUGCAAGGGAGUAAAUCCGAGCCUGAGGCCAACACGAAGAUCCCAGCCCCUUUCCCCAAUCUCCUACAGCACCGGCCCCCGCUGCUUGCCUUCCCUCAGCCUGCAGCAGCCUCCAGCGGGGUUGGGGUGCAAAACAAGGCGUCUGCUUCUGUUAAAAUGGGAACUCAAACAUCCAGCAUUACAACUCAAGCCAGCACCUCCUCCUCAACCUCUUCUAAUGUUCCUGUAUCCCUGUCAGGCUCCAAGGAGUUAUCAGGAGGCAGUGCAGCCCAGCAGGACAAACACAGCAGAGAGGCCCAGUUAGGCCCAGCUCCUGGACUGAGAGCCAGGAGUCACUCCACGCCCCUGCCACCCUCCUCCAAAUCCACCUCCCCUUUCUCCCAUCACCACCACCACCCUCACCAUCGGCCCUCGCACUACCAUCACUAUCGCAAGCCGGAGAGAGGAGACUCUCCUGCUCCAACCAAGAGCAGCUCUCAGACUUCGAACCAGGCCACAGUCCAGACCCAAACCUCAAGUACGGGCAAGGAAGGGAAGUCUGUUAGCUUCCUUUUGAAGUCCGAUAAAGGAGAGAGGGACAAGGACAGGGACAAAGACAGGGACAAGGAUAGGGACCGGGACCGGGACCGAGACCGAGAGAGGGAUAGGGGUAGAGACAGGGAUAGGGAGAGAGACAAAGAGAAAGACAAGGACAGAGACAGAGAUAGGGAUAAGGACAGGGACAGAGAAAGAGAAAGGGAUCGGGAUAGGGAAGGAGGGCCACACUCCUUACAGAUGGACAGUGCUACCACCAGUAGCAGCCAAACAUCUCAAAGCACCAGCUCAACCCCUACGCCAUUAUCCUCAUCCCAGCGUCCUCAUUCUCGCCCACAUCUCCGCUCUCACACUCCACACGGCCUGCCAGCGUAUAAGCCUCCCUCCUCAGACAGCCCCCUGCUGUGGACCUACCCCUCUGGUGGCUUCCGGAGACCGCCGGCUUACGAGAGCCUAAGAGGAAGCUCUCAGACGCCGUCUCUGCAACAGCCCUCAAGUCUUACUGGUGUCUGUGAGGGGGUGUCCAAGAGCAAUGGAGGGUCUGCAUCCCUCCAGUCAAAAGCUGGCUUCAUGCCCUGGGACAGCAGUGCCAGCUUAACUGCAGAUGAGGGGUCUUACUGGCCUAUGCAGAGGAAAUUGUCCUUCAGCCAUGGGAGCAGAGAGACAGAGAAGGAUGAAGGGCGUGCAUGGAAUGGCAGUGCUGAUGCCCUGCUAAGGAUGGAUAAAGAGGAUCUGGGGAUGGGGUCUCGAGGAGGCCACUCAGGCAUCCCAGUCCACUUUAGCGGCGCCACCAGCAGGGCCCUUGGUCACAGUGAGUCCUUGGCCGGUGUAGAUAGCAGCCUGGGAUUCAGAGCCGUACCCAGAGUAGGGCUCCCUCUUCCCUGCCAGACUUUCCCUGCCUGUCGGAAUGGAGAAGUGGGGCGGCUGGGCCGCUCCUCCUCUGCUGCUGGAGUGAGACAGGUGGGUGGAGGAGACGUCCAGAGACAGAGCAGUCUACCAGCACGAGAAGCCCUGAAUCAGCUGCAUGGUCUGGCCCAGCCUCAGGUGCCCUGCAGUCCCAGCAGCCCCAGCGUGUCUCGGCAGCAGCAGCAGCUUCAGCUUCACCAGCAGCAGCUGCAGUUAAAGCAGCAGCUCCAGCAGCUUCAGCAACAGCACCACCUGCAGUUGCAAUUCCAGCAGCUUGCCCAGCUGGCACAGGGACAGCCUCCCAUCAGCGGAGGCACCACCCCUUCCACAACGCAGACCCAGAGAGAUGGCAAGCUGCUGGAAGUCAUUGAGCGUAAACGCUGCCUGUGCAAAGAGAUCAAGGCCCACAGGCGCCCUGACAAAAGCCUUUGCAAGCAGGACAGCAUGCCCAUCCUCCCUAGCUGGAGACGGACACCUGAGCCUCGUAAGACUGGCACGCCACCCUGCCAGAGGCCGCAAGCCGUUGUGUGGGACACGGCUAUCUGA